Molecule: messenger RNA, 1464 nt
Organism: Penicillium olsonii
Lineage: Eukaryota; Fungi; Ascomycota; Eurotiomycetes; Eurotiales; Aspergillaceae
Source: the annotation of a GenBank genome assembly
AUGGGAUUGCUCCCUUCGACUUUUCCAAGUCCACCAAAAUAUUUACUAGGAUGCAUUCUUUGCUCGGCCAACGGCCUUCUCUUCGGAAUGGACACAGGCACGAUCGGUCCUGUGACCGACAUGGCCAACUUCAAGGCCUCGUUCGGAGGCAGUGAGAAUUCGACGAUCCACGGUCUAAUCGUAUCGUGUAUCUUGAUCCCCGCUGCUCUCUCCUCGUUUUUUGCAGGCUACGUCGCCGAUCGACUCGGUCGACCCAAAGGUAUCGCCAUUGGUGUAUUCAUCUUUGGCGCCGGAGCAGCGAUUGAAGCCGGAGCCGUUGCUCUAUCCAUGUUCAUUGUUGGUCGCAUCGUGGAAGGCCUCGGAGAGGGACUAUUCCUCGGAAAUCUCGUUGUGCUGAUCUGCGAGAUCUCGCCCACUCGGACUCGAGGCGCUAUGACGACUGGUCCUCAGCUGGCUACUACGCUGGGAUUGGUGCUGGGAUACUUCGUCAGCUAUGGAACGUCGAGUGUUCAGGGAUCGCUCUCGUGGCGAUUGCCGUUUGUUGUUAUGGCUAGCCUUUCCAUGAUGAUGUGUGGCUUGUCGCUUUGCUUCCUUCCGGAAUCUCCACAGUGGCUUGGAAUGCAUGGAAAGUACGCCUUGGCUGAAGAGGCUUGGGUGAAGCUGGGUGUGCGUCCUGAGGAGCGCGAAAAGGUUCAGGCAAACGUUGAAGUGACGGAGCUCGACUUUGAACCGUCAGCAGAUGAGAAGAAAAGUACUACCAAGAAGCUUCUUGAGAUCUUUGAAAAAGACGUUCGCGGGCGAACACUUCUUGCUGUGUUUUUGAUGGGAAUGCAACAACUCAGUGGUAUUGAUGGAGUCCUUUACUAUGCACCCCAGCUCUUCCAAAAGGCUGGUCUUGCCUCAUCGGAAGCGAGUUUCCUAGCAUCCGGUGUUUCGGCAAUCGUCAUUUUUGCAGUCACAAUUCCGGGACUCAUUUACGCUGAUGGAUGGGGCCGGCGAAGCAGCAUCAUCUACGGUGGCGUUGGAAUGGGAAUCCUAAUGUUCUUGAUGGGUGGCCUGUAUGCCGGAGACGCUGUGCAUAAGUCAACCGGCGCUGGCCGCUGGGUUGUGAUUGUUUGCAUCUACAUUUACGCUGCCCUUUAUUCUGUCAGUUGGGGCAUUUCGGUGAAGGUCUACAGCGCCGAGAUCCAGCCACAGCGGACGCGUGCAUCGGCCACCACACUAUCCCAUUCGAGUAACUGGGUAUCCAACUUCUUGGUAGCCUUGACUACCCCUGUCUUGCUUGCAAAGAGCAGCUACGGCGCCUACUUUUUGUGGGGAGGAUGCUGCGUUGUGACAGUUAUUGUUAGUCUGAUUUAUAUGCAUGAGACGAAGGGUCGAUCAUUCGCGCAGAUUGAGGAGGCUUUCACGGGAAAGAAGCCAACUGAAGAGAGCGGAUGCACAGAAAGUGCAAACAAAGCAUAG